CAUGCUCAGUGUAGUAGCCGGUUAUGGCGGCGGUGUGUGUUUGUCCAUGAGGUGGGGGGACGCCUGCUAUUCUUGUGGUCUGUGACAGAGCGAUCCGAGCGAAGCGCUGCCAUGGCUGGAGUGUUUGACAUUGAUUUGGACCAGCCGGAGGAAAAUGUCUCCGACGACGAGAAUGAGGAGGCUCAACUCAAUGAUAUCAUGGACCAGUGCAGUGGAUUUGAGUUUCAAAUGUGUCUCUGCAGCAACAUGGAUGACUGUGAGAAGAUUGAGAUAUCAGAGGACAACGUCAACCAGGGGACGGAGAACAUCAGACCAGAGUGCUUUGAGCUGCUGCGGGUUCUGGGGAAAGGUGGUUAUGGAAAGGUUUUUCAGGUUCGAAAAGUUGUCGGUGCUGCAGCGGGCAAAAUAUUUGCCAUGAAAGUCUUAAAAAAGGCUAUGAUUGUACGCAACGCCAAGGACACGGCUCAUACCAAGGCAGAGAGGAACAUCCUGGAGGAAGUGAAGCAUCCCUUCAUUGUUGAUCUCAUCUACGCCUUCCAGACAGGAGGAAAGCUGUAUCUCAUCCUGGAGUACCUGAGUGGAGGAGAACUCUUCAUGCAGCUGGAGAGAGAGGGCAUCUUCAUGGAAGAUACAGCCUGUUUCUACCUGGCAGAGAUCUCCAUGGCUCUGGGCCACCUGCACCAGAAGGGCAUCAUCUACAGAGACCUAAAGCCUGAGAACAUCAUGCUCAACAGCCAAGGGCAUGUUAAGUUGACAGACUUUGGGCUGUGUAAAGAGUCAAUUCACGACGGCACGGUUACCCACACUUUCUGUGGCACCAUCGAAUACAUGGCCCCGGAGAUCUUGAUGAGAAGCGGACACAACAGAGCAGUGGACUGGUGGAGUCUGGGCGCUCUGAUGUACGACAUGCUCACAGGAGCGCCACCGUUCACUGGUGAAAACCGAAAAAAGACCAUUGACAAGAUCCUGAAGUGUAAACUCAGCCUGCCUCCCUACCUCACACAAGAAGCUAGAGAUCUCCUAAAACGGUUGCUGAAGAGAAACGCCUCGUCGCGGCUGGGAGCGGGAGCGGGAGAUGCCACAGAGGUGCAGGCUCAUCCCUUUUUUCGACACAUCAACUGGGAGGAUUUGCUUGCUCGGAAAGUGGAGCCUCCCUUCAAACCUUUCUUGCAAUCAGCUGAAGACGUGAGUCAGUUUGACUCGAAGUUCACCAGUCAGACACCAGUCGACAGCCCGGAUGACUCAACCCUCAGUGAGAGUGCCAACCAAGCCUUUCUGGGUUUCACAUACGUCGCUCCGUCAGUCUUGGAAAACAUCAAAGAAAAGUUCUCAUUUGAGCCAAAAAUCCGCUCACCUCGUCGGAUCGUGGACAGCCCAAGAACUCCUCUCAGCCCAGUCAAGUUCUCGGGGGUCGAAUGCUGGGCCCGAAGCCCCCUCCUCCACAGCGGAGGACCGAGCGUCCUCCAGUCACCUCAGGACCAGGCCAUGGAGCUGUCCACCCCAGAGCAGAUGGAUGUCACGACGAGCUCUGAGGCCUCGGCGCCUCUUCCCAUCCGUCAGCCCUCCGGCAACAUGGCUCAGAUGAAGCAGCAAGCCUAUCCCGUCGUGGCCAAACGGCCCGAGCAUCUACGUAUGAACCUAUGACCCACUGCGCCUCAUUAGGAGAGUUUAUUUCUUGACUUUUUUUUUUUGUUGAUAUUUUUUAAGAAACAAAGCAAAAAGAUAUGGAUGCUAGAGACAAAAUCCAAAAUUGCACAUCCACACACUACAUAGACUGUCACAACCUGGAGUUUGUGCGUGGGUCUGGGACUCCAGCGCGCUGCAGUUUAAGUGCUACCGACGACAUCACCGUCUCACCACUUCUCCUUAUCCGACACCUCAGGUCUCACGACCUUUGUGUUCUGACCCUCCCUUUCUGAACUGGACUAGUAGGACUGGAAAUGUUUUGAGGAGCUACAGCCUUUGUGCAACCUGGAAAUCAAAGGCGAUGUAUCACACAGUAUGCAAGCGAUUUACUCUAAAAUGCAGUGAGUCUACAGCACGUCUAAGAUGACGUCCAAAGUGCUUUGUGCUAUUUGAAUCAAUGCCAGUGAGGAAAUUGCUUCCAUUGGGAGAUUUUGACAGUUCUUAGACGAAAAUGCUUCCUGAUUCUGAAUGAAAUUAUGUGAAUUGGGUUUAUUAUUGAAAAAGAUCAAAGAAAUCAUUGUUGCAAGCAGCAGACAAGCAGAGGUUCUGGUAGUGAUGACUAUAGCUUUAUGUCUUACGAUGUUUUACAAAAUGGAUGCAUUAACUGUGCUAUACAUCAAUGAUGAAUCAGAGAGGCUAAAUUAAACACGAAAAAAAAACA
This is a messenger RNA of Dicentrarchus labrax (European seabass), 2347 nucleotides long. It is a transcript of the gene rps6kb1b, whose product is annotated as ribosomal protein S6 kinase b, polypeptide 1b. Gene Ontology annotation, molecular function: protein serine/threonine kinase activity; ATP binding. The record is from RefSeq and is a predicted model, not a curated record. Bases 112 to 1644 code for a protein of 510 amino acids. The transcript has 15 exons. Gene Ontology annotation, biological process: protein phosphorylation; signal transduction. NCBI's taxonomy places the organism in Eukaryota, Metazoa, Chordata, Actinopteri, Moronidae.